This is a messenger RNA of Glossina fuscipes, 3138 nucleotides long. RefSeq lists its product as uncharacterized. The transcript is spliced from 10 exons. Lineage: Eukaryota; Metazoa; Arthropoda; Insecta; Diptera; Glossinidae. Gene Ontology annotation, molecular function: beta-tubulin binding; microtubule binding. The record is from RefSeq and is a predicted model, not a curated record. The coding region runs from base 1 to 3138 and encodes 1045 amino acids.
AUGGCGAACGGUCGCAAACGCAAGUCGAAGAUCAUUCGCAAAAAAGGGAGCCCUGUUCAAGGAGAAAUCGAACAGUUCGUUAUUAUAUCAUCAGAGAAAAAAAAGGAACAAGAGUUGAGACAAUCUCAUCGUAUAACGGAUCUAAAGACUUGUAUCCAUUUUAUAAAUGAAGCUGCAACAUUUGUGGAGCGGCAGAGAGAAAAACAACAGCUGCUGGAUAAAUGGAACGCGUAUGCAAAUUGUGAUUCAAUGCCGAAACCGAAUAUCCCGGCGGAUGUCCGUGCGAAAAUGGCUCAAUUCCGAUUAUUCGAACAAAUCAAUGUAGAAUUGACUCGUAAUUGGUUGCUAUUAGCUGAUGAGCACAGUCUUUUGUCGCAAGACAUAUUUUGCAACAAUAUGACGAAAAAAAAAUUGUUGGCAACAGCUGAAAACGAGUUUGAACCGCAAUAUGUACAAACAAUUGAUACUUAUUUGGAGAUGUUACGAAGGAUCGAAUACUUUUUCAAAGAUGAUAAGGAAAGGAACAAAGCCACAAAAGUGGCUUUAGAUCAAAUUGAAGUGCUGAAAGAAGAAUUGCAAAACGAAAUCCGGGCAUUAUUAAAUCGUUACACCUAUCGAGUCUUAAGUGCGGGAUUCUACAAUAAGACAUCACUGGAUCCUUUGACUUGGGAGCAUGCCUUCGUAUCGAGUAACUUUGAAAUGCAAAUAUGGGGCCUAAAAAAUGUUCCAAUACGUUGGACACAUACACCUGAACCACGUUUGUUAGUCGAUUUUCGUAAAUUGAAUUUAAUUCUUCAUAUACCAUAUUCAAUGUUGCGCGAGGGAUUGACUAUACAAGCAGUUCAUACGAAUUUCGAUCAUGUUAGCGAAAGAAUAAAAUACUUUGAGCCGCAUUAUCAGAAAUCAACAGAAACUCUUUCUAGUUGCAUGAAAGAAUUGUCAGAAUGCUUGCUAAAGGAAUUCGAUUUGCAAAAUGAAAUUCAGCAGGAAGUUCGGAAACAGCUUAAAAUACCAAAAGGUAUAAAAAUGCCUAAGGCGCCGCAAAAAAUUGACGACGAUGAGUAUCCGGAUAUUUUCCAGAAAUUUCUUCAAAAGGAAAGUAGGGACCAUAAAACUUUUAUGGAUAAUAUUCAUAGCGCUCAAGUCAUUCAUCUAACUGAUGACGAGAUUAACCUUAAGAAAUUCGUAAUUUUGGGCGGUAUUUAUGAAUUAAAUUGCAUUCAAACGCCCGCAGUUACUGACUUCGGGAAUUACAAUAUGGUUUGGCAUUUGAAUAAUAGAAAUCUCGUUGUUGACGGGGAUGCACGGAUGCGCAAAUAUUCAACUAAUACACAUCGUUCUCGAAAUCAAAGUAUGCUGGAAGCAAGACAAAGCGGCACAAACAUUCUAAAUCCUAACCUUGAGGCGUUAAGGGAAAAAAUUGAUGCCGAAAAUCCUUUUUUUGUAUUGGUAAUUGAAAUACCCGAGUACCUUUGCUAUUGGAGCGAGCCAAUUGUGUGCCAAUAUGAAGUUACUGAGAGACCUGUACGUGUUGAACAAAAAUUUGAAAGACUUGGAAGUAAGACAAGCGACCUUGAAAUUUCGCAUUUAGAUAAUAUUGCAGAAGAUCAGGCAAAUAUGGCCGAACAAUCAACAAUAGUACCUGGUAAACCAGGAAUUGCUGAUGGGUGUUAUGUAAAGGAUUUUCCAUUAAACAGGCUCAUGAGCUUAGAAGAACUGCGUAAAAUAGAGAAAUUUUGUGUUCCCCAAAUGAUAUCUUCAUUCAAAUUUAACAAAGAGAUUCAGGAAGACGAGCAAGGAAAGCGAAAAGAAAAAAGCACUCGUGUCGCUGCCCCGGUAAUGCUACGUAAAUGGGUCAGCUCACUUAACAAAGCCUUAUUUCAUCAUUUUAACUAUGAUGCCGCGCAACAAAACAAUCCGGAGCGAUUGUUUACAAUUUUUGAGGAAGCAGAAUCCUUGCAUUUCUUAAGCAUUCUGGACAAUUUUUCACCAACUCCAUCAUCUGCACCAACAACCUUCUAUCAGUUGAUUAACACAUUGAAAUUGAUUAAACAAAGGUACGAACCUAGCUUUCGCGAUAUACUUGACUUGCCCGAAUUCCAAGCAAAAUUUGAUGUUGCGAAAAAAUGGAGCAAAAAGCACGAAAUGCAAAAGCCAACAAUAAAACCGAUAUCUGUAUCACAUAUAAAACGAGUAACUAAACGACGUUCGGAGUUACGUGGAUCUUCGAGUUCAUUUAAUAGACGACCUACGGUUCUUAAGGGAGAAACUAGUACAGAAAGCACAUGCGAUGGUAGUGAACGCGACCUUAAGGCUAAACGUAUCAAAUAUGAACAUUGGACCACUCGGCAUAUUAGAAGCUCGCAAUACAUUGAAGAAGAACGUAAAAUCAUAAUUGAAACCGAUCGAUUAGGUAUUUUCGGUUUAGCCUAUGAUCGUUAUGAACACUUCCCUUUCAAAUAUUGGGAGUUAAGGCCCAGUGAAAGCAAUCCCGAAAACGAAGUGAUCUUCAUUUUGGAAACUCGACAUGUCGAAUGUACACUGUAUAUAACCAGUGAAGGCAUUCGCGGGGAAGUGACCGAGCCUUCCGCGACACAUAUAAAGAAUCCAAAAAAGUACCUAACUAUUGACAAACCGAUUAACGAUUACCUAAAAUUUCAAAAACUCUUGAAAGAAAGACAUAUUAACAUAUUUCCAAAUCAGGAAGCCUAUUAUUACAUAGAUAAAGGUUAUUUCUCACCAAAGCAUUUAGCUACUGAGAUGCAUACGUAUUGUUGUAUGGCUCUGCAUUGUACACAAGUUAUGUUCAAACAUAGCAUAUGGAAUCGUAUAUCAAGACGACGUGACAUCAUUUUAGAAUAUAAUCAUGUAGCGGAUAAUACUCUGAACAGACUAGAAGUGCAUAUAACACCUGAACAAGCCACAUUCGUUCAAGUUUCUGAAAUAUGCUCAGAAGAUCUCGACGAAAUACGAUUGGCUUACAAUCUUACCUGGCGCAAUCUGGGCUUUUAUUCUGAUUUGCAUCAAACUAUUUGUUCCGUUUACCCUGAUUCACUAGAGUCACGAUGCAGAAACAGUGAACUGAUCUGUUCGGUAAAAUCCCUUCUUAGCGAUAUAAAACCUUUGAGCUUCUCCUGA